Hibiscus syriacus is the source of this 749-nucleotide messenger RNA. Its product is annotated as small ribosomal subunit protein S13, mitochondrial-like. Gene Ontology annotation, biological process: translation. The coding region runs from base 68 to 523 and encodes 151 amino acids. Gene Ontology annotation, molecular function: structural constituent of ribosome; RNA binding. The record is from RefSeq and is a predicted model, not a curated record. The transcript is spliced from 4 exons. Lineage: Eukaryota; Viridiplantae; Streptophyta; Magnoliopsida; Malvales; Malvaceae. Gene Ontology annotation, cellular component: ribosome; mitochondrion; small ribosomal subunit.
CAAAUCCCUAAAAGAGAAAAAAAACCAGCUCUGAUUCUCGUCUCAUCGACUCUUUCAGCGUUCAAGAAUGUUAGGUUUCCGGUCACUUUCAGAUGUCAGUCGUCGGGUCCUUCAAACCAUGACGUUUAAUGGAAUAAGAGUGCAAGGCAUUCGUGUGGGAAGUGCUGAAAUUCCUGACCACAAGCGCAUUGCAGUUUCUCUUCAGAGCAUCUAUGGGAUUGGUCGUAACAGAGCUCGCCAAAUCUUAAGCGAGCUCAAUAUAGAUAACAAACUCACCAGGGAAUUAACUGGAAGAGAACUCAUGGCUCUUCGCGAGCAUGUAUCUGCCACAUAUAUCAUCGGAGAAGAUUUGAGGCGAUGUAUCAAUGCGGACAUAGCCAGAUUGAAAAGUCUUCAAUGCUACAAAGGGAUCAGGCAUGAGGAUAAAUUGCCUUGCCGAGGACAGCGGACGAAAACCAAUUCCCGGACUGCAAAGAAGGGACUAAAUUCUGUUUCAGAUAGACACAGAGCCCCUCAUGCUUAGGUUUAGUUUAUUGCCUUCAGCUACUUUUCUUCUUCAAUUAAAUCCAGUUAUGCAUCUUUUUUUCCUAUCUGCUUUUAUCCUGAUACUGAGAUGUUUAGCAUUUGAGCUUUUUUCCUGCCCCUAGCGUUCAACUUAACUAGCUCAGCCAACUUAUGUUGGGUGGAAUAAUGAAGAUACUUUGUCAUUAUUUAUCGAAUCUUUUGAACAUGGAUUUGAUGCAUAUCGU